This is a messenger RNA of Condylura cristata (star-nosed mole), 1452 nucleotides long. RefSeq lists its product as uncharacterized. The record is from RefSeq and is a predicted model, not a curated record. Lineage: Eukaryota; Metazoa; Chordata; Mammalia; Eulipotyphla; Talpidae.
AUGUCCUCUAGCAAAGGGGCUCAUGGCACAGCGGGGAAGGGGGGUCCUUCAGGGGAGAGUGGGCGCGCACACGCUGAGAGGAGCUGCCGCCCCGGGCCCCCUGGCCCCGACUUCUUGGUGCAGACCCCCCUCCCUGCCUCCCGGAACCCCAGCUGCGGAGUGUGGGGCAGGGCUGCCCCAGUGGAGGGACGCUGGAGCAAACCCACGCUCCGUGGUGUGGGGGGCGUGGGGCGUCACGGGCGUGGGGCACGAGGGUGGCGGGUUUGUUUAUGCCUAUCAAUGCAAUUUUUCAUUUUUGUUAAAAUCAACAGCAGAAGUUUAGCACAUCGUGGGGUGUAUAGCCUCCCUGGAUCUCACAUUUCUAGAACUUCAGGGGCAUCCUCUGGCCCUGGGGCCGUUGCCACAACCCUGCCCCCUCCCCCGGCCACCACGUCACCUGCCUGUUUGCAGAACCUGGUCCACGGUUCCCAAAACUGCCUUCUGGCUGCACCUUGUGCUCGGACGAUCCGCCGCUCGCCAGCCGCGCACUGGCUGAAGUGUGGGUGCGCAGCGGUGGGGUGUCUGGCCGAGCCUGUGCCCUUGCUACAGAGCCUCCCCAUACCACACGCGGAGUCACUCUGGGGUGUCAGUGACGGUGGCCAGUGUCCUCCGGUUCACCUGCCCAUGUCCAGCAGACCUAGCCGAGUGACUUCCACGCGCCUUCCCUGGCCACAGCAGAGCUGCCCAGGCUGGCCCACAGGCAGUUUACAGACUUGACUGAGGUCAAGGUUCUGUAGACUUUCAAGGGGAUCCCUGCCGUAGACCAUGCCGCCCUCACCAAAGGUGGGGAGCAGAGGCUGAGACCACCCUUGGGGGCAUGCAGCAGGUGUUGGGGUACACGUCUCCAUCUGUAUUCCCCAAAGGGGAUGCCAGCAUGGGUCUGCAUCUCGGGCUCACUCUGGAAGGGGUGCCGACCCCACCCCAGGCCCCAGGCACAUUUUCUGGUGGGACUGGGCCCAGGCAGCCAUCCCUCUGCGCUUUAGGGGCCCCAAACAGCCCAGGCGGGCGGAAAUAACUCUGCCCUCCCCACCCCCCGCCCACCCAGUGGUGGGCUUGCUCACGAGCAUGGGCCUGGCGUAGGAUGGGAGCUGGGUUCCAGGUGACUGGGGCCCAUUCUUCAUCCCUUGGCCCUCCAGAGUCCCCUUCUGUCUCUGCUCUCCCCCACCCUCCCCGAUGGGUGGUAGACCACACGGGUCCCGCCCCGCCCCUCCGGCAGUCAGAGGGGCAGCGCUGGGGCUCACACCUGCAGGCUGCCUGCCCCAGGGGCAGCGAGCAGAGAGGGGGAGCACGCUUGUUGGUUUCCAUGCACUUUCCGCUUGCAAUGCCGUAUCUGUGCGUUUCCUUCAUCCUGGUCCUGGCUUUAUUGAACGCCGAGUUUUUAGCAUGUUUUUAAAUAAAACCUGAUAAAGUGUC